This is a messenger RNA of Kockovaella imperatae, 1029 nucleotides long. Its product is annotated as ATP phosphoribosyltransferase. The record is from RefSeq and is a predicted model, not a curated record. Gene Ontology annotation, biological process: L-histidine biosynthetic process. Lineage: Eukaryota; Fungi; Basidiomycota; Tremellomycetes; Tremellales; Cuniculitremaceae. Gene Ontology annotation, cellular component: cytoplasm. Gene Ontology annotation, molecular function: magnesium ion binding; ATP phosphoribosyltransferase activity. Bases 1 to 1029 code for a protein of 342 amino acids. The transcript is spliced from 5 exons.
AUGUCUACCCAGCACUCAUCCUCUGGAUCCAUAUCCGUACCGUUCUCCGCAACGACAGGACCGUCGGCGCAAGGUCAGAAAUCAAGAUUUGGGGUGGACAGUACGAUGAGUCUGCUGGUGGAUAGUUUGAAAGACAGACUCUUGAUGGCUGUUCCGAAGAAAGGGAGACUGCACGAAAAGUGUUUGGAGCUGUUGUCUGGCGCCGACAUCAAAUACAACCGAGCACACCGAUUAGAUGUCGCUUUGGUCCAGAACCUCCCAAUCGCUUUAGUCUUUUUGCCCGCCUCCGAUAUUCCACGAUUUGUAGCCCUUGGAUCCGUCGCCCUCGGUAUCACAGGCCAAGAUGUGAUUGCCGAAUCAACUCAUGCAGAGGAUAUCACUCAACUGUUGCCAUUGGGUUUCGGUAAAUGCGCUCUUCAGGUUCAAGUGCCCGUCAGUGGUCCUAUACAGAGUGUUGAGGGUCUCAGCGGAGGUCGUAUAGCGACGAGUUUCGAGGUCCUCGCAGGGGCUUUUUUCAAGGAUGUAGACGCUAAACUUGGCGGCCAGCAGACUACAAAAGUCGAGUAUGUCGGUGGAAGCGUUGAGGCUGCUUGUGCUUUAGGUAUGGCAGAUGGUAUCGUGGAUCUAGUCGAAUCCGGCGACACGAUGCGAGCUGCUGGUCUUCACGCCAUCCAUACCCUCAUAACUUCUGAAGCUGUCCUCAUCACCCAACGUGUCCCUCACGAAUCCAUCACGCCGGCCUUGGCACCCAUCAUCCCUCUCAUCAAAUCACGUUUCGCCGGUGUCCUCGCAGCUAAAAAAUUCGUCUACGCUUCGUAUAAUAUUCAACGGGCAAAAUUGGAUGCUGCGCUCAGCAUCACGCCUGGCCGAAGAGCUCCCACGGUCAGUCCUUUAGAUGAAGAAGGUUGGGUGGCGGUGAGCGCCAUGGUGGAGAGGAAGAAAAUGGCAGAGGUGAUGGACGAGUUGGAGACUGUAGGCGCGGAGGAUGUCUUGAUAUUCGCUUUGGAUAAUUGUCGUGUGGGUGUGUGA